Messenger RNA from Neomonachus schauinslandi (Hawaiian monk seal), 1017 nucleotides. RefSeq names its product MANSC domain containing 4 (gene MANSC4). Lineage: Eukaryota; Metazoa; Chordata; Mammalia; Carnivora; Phocidae. The transcript has 3 exons. Bases 1 to 1017 code for a protein of 338 amino acids. The record is from RefSeq and is a predicted model, not a curated record.
AUGCAUAUCGUGGUGGUGGCAACAGCCUUGAUACUGCUCCUAAGCAUGGGGUGGACCUCGGACUCUCUCUGCUCACCCACCAUUUUUUACAGAGACUGUUGGAUCCGUCGCUUCCCAGGGCUUCUGAUUGACCUGGAGGAGUCUCAGAAGCUGGGAGCUCAGUUCCUGAAGUAUUAUUCUGAAAGCACAGGCCAGAAAUGCAGCAGGAGCUGCUGCCUUAGGAAGGAUGUUUCCUGUAAUGUGGCUGUCUUCUACCAUGAUCCUAUUCAUGACAAUGUCAACUGCCUCCAUAUUCACUGCCCCACGCUGGAGAGCUGCAUAUUAGAGCCCGGAACCAGUGCCAUUUUAUACAACAUAACAGAAGGUAUAGAUCCAGAUUUGCUGGUUUUUGAACAAUCACCUCCCACAUAUCUAAAUACCCGUUCUUCAUCUAACACAUGGGACAGACUAAGGAUUUUAAAAGCUACACAUUUAGAUAAACAACAAACUACCGUGAUAAACCAAAUGCUACCAUCAACAGAGGCACCAUCAUCAACCCCACAUCAAGAUUUGGUUGUCAACACAAACAAUACCAGGUAUUCCAAGGAAUUAACCACAGAUUCCUGGGCAAGACUCAUUUCCCUGAAUGACUCCAUUACCACAGAGGUAAAUAUGGUGUCACACAGCACUGAUUUCAUCAAUAACCCAGAUAACAAGACUAUUUCUCCUUUCUUUGUUCCCAUAGACACGAAACUUUUUCAUAGGCCUAUUCCAUCCCAAGUCAACAGUAGCAAGCAAUUACUAAACAAAACCAAGGGGUCCAACAGCAGAAACCACACAUGUGAGAAUGAAGACAUGACACCUGAAUGGGCAUCUGUGACUUCAAAGAUGUGGCUGGCUCCGGUGGCCCUCUGUACCUCUGUCAUCUUUCUUUGCUGUUGUAUAAUCAUCCUGGCAUCUGGAUGCUGUAGAAAGCAGCAGGGCCAGUAUAAGCCAGGACAGAGAAAGUCAGGAUCCAAGCAUAUUAAAAAAAUUUAA